AAACGCGUGUCGCGUAUCAGUAAAAGAAGAAGACACAUCGAAGUUCGGGAGAAAAAAACGAUAUGCAAUAUUUUUGACGAAAUUGGUAAAAAUUAUUGUUCGAUAGUAGUUUAAAUUCGAGGAAGUUUUCCAUACCUUUUGUCCACAACUAGUGGAAUAUCAGCGUUCAGUGCGGAAUCGUCAACUGAUGGGAUUCUGAAUUUAAAUCGUGGCAGAAAAAUCGAUUGCCGGAAGGAAUGAAGAUGAGCAGCAGCAGCACCAAACGUCAAAAUCUGUUGGCCAGCGGAAUCUUCCUGUUGGCUUUCCUGGGCCAUCGGAGCACGGUGGACAGCGUGGAACUUACUUUCGAGCUUCCGGACAAUGCCCGCGAGUGCUUCUUCGAGGAAAUCAAGAAAAACCAAACGGCGACGCUGGAAUUUCAGGUCGUCACGGGAGGACAAUACGAUGUAGAUGUGCAGCUGGUCAGCCCAACUCAGGAAAUUCUCUACAAACAAGUAAAAACACAGUUUGAUUCCCAUCAGUUCACUGCUCAGGCUUCUGGCGUUUACGCCGCUUGCUUCAGCAAUGAGUUCUCUACGUUUUCCCACAAACUUAUCUACAUGGAUUUCCAAGUGGGCGACGAACAGCCCCUCCCGGGAAUCGAUGAGCACUCGACCGUGCUAACGCAGCUGGAGUCGUCAUCGCAGGAAAUUCACAAAAGCCUGAACGCUAUUCUGGACUUCCAGACCCAUCAUCGUUUGCGAGAAGCCCAAGGUCGGAAACGAGCGGAAGAUCUGAACGAACGUGUCCUCUGGUGGUCGCUGACAGAGACCGUUGCCAUUUUGGUGAUAGCCGUCGGGCAGGUCAUCGUGCUGAGAAAUUUCUUCUCGGAGAAGAAACCCAGCCAGAUGAGCUAUUCGCAGUUCAAGUGAGCUUUGGCUGCCAAGUUUUAAGUUACUGUUAGUUUUACGGCUAAUCUGCAGGUAGACUGUUGCUCGGUUCACGUGUUGUAGGUAUUUUCACAUUUUGUUCCAUCAAUUGACUGUUCCGUCUGCUCACACGCCAUCGACACUAAAAUUUGUUGCAUUGCGCGGUGUUUUCCUGUUUUUCCAAAUGUGUGUGUAUGUAAAUUAGGUAAUGCAAACUGUACAUGGAAUAUUACUUAAUGUCAUCGUAAGUUAAUUCGACCAACCCUUAGUUGGUAAGGGAAUAAAGGAAUACAAAAUAGAAUCGUGAUCACCAAAAUAA
Armigeres subalbatus is the source of this 1227-nucleotide messenger RNA. RefSeq names its product transmembrane emp24 domain-containing protein 7 (gene p24-1). Gene Ontology annotation, cellular component: COPII-coated ER to Golgi transport vesicle; endoplasmic reticulum; Golgi apparatus. Gene Ontology annotation, biological process: endoplasmic reticulum to Golgi vesicle-mediated transport; intracellular protein transport; Golgi organization. The transcript has 4 exons. The coding region runs from base 237 to 911 and encodes 224 amino acids. NCBI's taxonomy places the organism in Eukaryota, Metazoa, Arthropoda, Insecta, Diptera, Culicidae. The record is from RefSeq and is a predicted model, not a curated record.